This is a messenger RNA of Lethenteron reissneri (Far Eastern brook lamprey), 1749 nucleotides long. RefSeq names its product prominin-1-A-like. The record is from RefSeq and is a predicted model, not a curated record. NCBI's taxonomy places the organism in Eukaryota, Metazoa, Chordata, Hyperoartia, Petromyzontiformes, Petromyzontidae. Gene Ontology annotation, cellular component: apical plasma membrane; microvillus; prominosome. Gene Ontology annotation, molecular function: cholesterol binding.
AUGCCGUCCUUGGUGUCGAUGCCGUCAUCGUCGUCGUCUUCGGAGCUGAGGUGGACUGUCUCUUCACUGGACGAGCGCUGCAGCGUCGUCUCGCUGGAGAUCGUGCGCGCCCUGGCGCUGCUGGACAUCAACACGUCGCUCUCGGUGCUGCGCGACAGCUCCGAGAGGCUGCAGAGGAACUUGACGACCGUGCGCAGCGGCCUUAACGCGACCCUCAAUGACCCCGUGUGCCAGAGGGCACAGCGGUGCGUCGCCAUCGGGCAGCUCGUCCUGCUGAAUAUCCACGCCGACUUCAGCUUGCCGCAGGACGUGUCCCGGGAAUUGGAGCAGGUGAAGAGACUGCUAGACACCAACUUUACAGCGAUGGUUGACAAGGGUUAUGCAGCUUUUAAUGGCACGCCUGAAAUCAUCGCACAGCAAACGAGAAACAUUGCUGCAGGCGUGAAGGAUCUACUGGACCACGUGGGCACCAGCAUCAAGACGACGGCGAGGCAGCUGCCCCUUCAGCUCGUGGUGCACAACGGCACCAAGUACCUGGACAUGGGCCAGGCGCUAGUGCACGAGCACCUGCCCACGGUCGCCCAGUACGACUUCUACAGGUGGCUCGUGUGCGUCGUCCUCUGCUCGCUCGCGGGCCUCGUGGUGCUGCUCAACCUGCUGGGCCUGCUGUGCGGCACGUGCGGCUACGGCGAGCACGCCGGCGGAAACUUCCUAAUGGCUGGCGUCGGCUUCAGCUUGACCUUCUCGUGGCUGCUGAUGCUGGUGGUGACGCUCACGUUCGUCCUGGGCGGGAACGUGGAAAAGCUUUUCUGCCAGCCCUUGGCCGACAAGAACCUCUUCAAGUUCUUCGAUACGCCAAAUCUGUUCAAGCCGAAGCAUCUCUUGCCAGGAGUUCUCUUCAACAAUCCAGACCUGAACAUUACCAUUGAGGGCGUAUACAGUGAUUGCAAAAGUAACACAGGGAUCCAUUCUGCUUUUCAACUCUCAAAUCUAUUCAACUUGGACAGCCUCCUAAACAUCACUCGGUAUACGGAUGACAUCGCAAGCAAAUUUGACCCCAUCAAUGUGAACCUGUUGGACAUGAAGCUGCUGGAACCCAGUGUCAAGCAGAGCCUGCUGGACUUCGCAACGACUGGAAUCGGCAGAAUCGACUUCAGCGCAUUCAGCGCAGAGCUCAACAAAGGCAUUUCUGAGGUUGAUCUGCUUCUGUUUGCCGAUGAACUCAGCGAAAAAGCUAAACACCUGAGGGAGGCGCUGGCGAACGCGCUGCGGGGACACGCGGCGAGCAUCCGCUGGAUUCACUACAACCAAGUGGUGCUUCUCAACAGCAGCGUGAGUACUUUGAACAAGAGUUUGAACUCUUUCCAGAGGACAUCCCUUGCUCUGCAGAGUGCGAUUACAGAAGCCAUUGACAAAUUGGACAUUGCCCAGAGUCUCAUCAAUAACAAUGCCUCAGAGGUUAUCAUUGGGGAAAUGAAGACCUAUAUGGAGACUAUAAUAGGAUACUUCGAGAGUUACGUUACUUGGACAAAGUUUUCCAUUUCCAACAAGGUGGGCGCCUGCAAGCCGCUCUCCAACCUGGUUGACUCUGUAGACAUCAUUGUGUGCAGCUACGUGAUGGACUCGCUGAACGUGUUUUGGUUUGGCCUCGGUUGGGCGACGGUGUUUCUAGUCCCGAGCAUCAUUUUUGCCGUGAGGCUGGCAAAAAACUACCGGCGAAUGGACACCGAGGACAUGCAUGAUGAGUGA